GUGCGGGAGCGUGGGAGAGCGCGCGGAGUCGGGCCGCGGAUCAUCCGCUGGUGGCGGAGCAAGCUCGGCGCGGUGGCGCCCAGCGCGUUUCCAGCUAGGGGGCGGGUGCCGGCACGCUCGGCCGUCCCCGGCGGUGGCAGGCCCAGCAGGGCGCGGGUCCUUCCCGGCCACCACCUCCACCACCGCGGUGCCCUUCUUGGGUCGCAGGCCCCUCCCGCACGCCGAAAGGACUCGGGCCUCUGAGGAGUCCAGACGCCUUCAGGUAUAAUUGGAAUUCAUCAAAAUGUCAGGUGUGGUCCCCACAGCCCCUGAGCAGCCUGCAGGUGAAAUACAAAGCCAAAUGAAAUCGCCAAAUGCAGCCCCCGAUGCCCCUCCAGACUACAAUUCUCACCUUGUACAGGGCCCUGUCGGACCAGGACCCGCUGUUCUUCCACCUGCCGGCUUGCCUACAGGAUGCUAUGUUCCCCAGCAGCCCAGCAGCCUCUUGUACCAUCCCACAGGUGGUAUCCAUGCUAUCCAGUACCAGCCUGGCAAAUAUCCUGUGAGCAAUCAGUCUGCUCCAGUGAUGUGGAUGCCAGGGCUAACUCCUAUGCCCAGCUGCCCUCCUGGUCUGGAGUAUUUAGCUCAGUUGGACAACAUACAUGUUCUUCAGCAUUUUGAGCCUCUGGAAUUGAUGACAAAUUUUGAAACUAAUAAUAGAUAUGAUAUCAAAAACAACGUAGACCAGAUGGUUUACAUGGUGACUGAAGACACAGACGACUUUACCAGGAAUGCCUAUCGGAACCUACGCCCCUUCGUGCUGCGGGUCACUGACUGCCUGGGCCGAGAGAUCAUGACCAUGCAGAGACCUUUCCGGUGCACCUGCUGUUGCUUUUGCUGCUCUUGUGCCAGACAAGAGCUGGAAGUGCAAUGUCCUCCUGGCAUCACGAUCGGCUUUGUCUCAGAACAUUGGAAUCUGUGCAGAGCCGUUUACAGCAUCCAAAAUGAAAAGAAAGAAAAGGUGAUGGGAGUGCGUGGUCCCUGUGCAACCUACGGCUGUGGUUCAGACUCUGUUUUUGAGGUUAACUCUCUGGAUGGUGUAUCCCACAUUGGAAGCAUCAUCAGGAAGUGGAACGGCUUUUUAUCAACCAUGGGAAAUGCUGACCACUUUGAGAUUCGCUUCCCAUUGGACCUGGAUGUGAAGAUGAAAGCCAUGGUUUUUGGAGCUUGCUUCCUCAUUGACUUCAUGUACUUUGAAAGGGCUCCUUCACAGCGACCCUCAUCAAUAUGAAGGAACCUGGCAAGGCACCCACUGGAAACAAAAGGAGAGAGAUGUGCGCUGGGCUGACAGCCAGCCCUCAGUCGUUCACACAUGUAUUUCUCAGCUUGUGCAUUGUUUUUCCUGGGUGCUCGCUCUGAGAGCCGACUGAGGGCAUAUGUUCCAGAACACAAUCAGAAUACUCAUUGUGUCCCAACUGAGUAUCCUCUACUUGGUGGAGUGGGAGUUUAUUCUGACAGCUCUCCCCAUUAACCAAGUAAACAUAUACAAUAUCGACUUUAAAACAACAGGAAGAUGCGAGAAGGGAAAAUGAAACCCUGGGUUUGCACAUCAGUCGGUAGUGAGAUAAUGGCGCCAGGAAAGAGGCAUGCUGCUCAUCGUCUUUAGGGCCAAAAAGGUAGACGGAAAUAAUGCGCUUUAUUGCACAUAGAGAAUUUUACUUGUACACAUGUAUCAGACCUCAUUCUGCAAAGUUCAUAAAGGUCACAACAUUCUCAGUGAGAAAUUUCAUUUUAUUACAAAAUAAUACAUGUCUUCUCUUUAUAAUGCAGCUGAUACUUCCCAUGCCUAUACCUUUAUUCUCCUGGUUGGACAAAUUGGAGCUGCCUGUAUAUGAUGGCAGGAUGAGACCAGGAAAAGAGCUGAUCAGGGGCACAGCCAAGAAGAUCUCAACAUCCUGGGGCACUGGUGCCUGAGUUCAAAUCUUGAGUUUAGCAUGUUUGCAAAUAAUAGACUUGCACAUUGAAUGCACGCCCCCACCCGGGGCUUGGUCACACAUGCCUUACAGAUAACAUGUUCGUACAAAUGCCUAAGAUUACCAGUUGUACCUUUUUACAGAUACUUUUUCUCUCAAGAUCACAGUAAUGACCAGUAUGUUCUAAUGACAAGAAAUGGAGCUGUGUUUUUCAUGUCUGAUAUGUACUGUUUUCUAUAGCUGUAUAUAAAAGCAAAAGCUAUACAUCCUGGCACUGGUUAAUACUGAUUACUGCUUUUUACCUAAAUGUUAAACACAUCUUUACACAAAGCACAAGAGAAUACAGAAAACUUUACUUCUGCACUUUCUACCUAGUGUAAAUGGGGACUCUGAAGGAACAACAGAGUUAAAGUCCAAAUGCACUUGUUUGUAUUAAGAACUGUGUAUAUAUGACAAAUCCUUGGCUUCCUGCCUACAUAUGACUAUGUUCUUUCAUAGGUCUAUUAUUUUGCAGCUUAUCAAAUGAAGACUGAGUGCUUCUAGAUGGGAUUAUUUUGAGAUUUUUCUCAGAACAGCCCACAGCUCUUUUUGAAAGACAGGUGCUUCUUUCUUAGCUGUAUUAAUCUUUUUAUGGUAAAGAUUGUUUCACUCAGUUAUUUGUAAUACUCAUUUUACUUCCUGUUGUUAGCUUGUUAAAAAAUGUUUCCUUCUAAAAAUAAUUGCCUUAUAUUUUAAAAUGCAAUUAUAACCUUAAAUAGGCAAAUGUAUUUUCUGUAAUGAUAUAUUUACCUACAAAUCAGAUAAACACUAUUCAGAAAGUUCAUGUAUGAUGUCACUUUUACCCACCCACAUCUUGUAUUCCAGGACCUGCAUUGCUCUAAUAGUUCAGGACCAGACAUUCUACGUUUCUAUUCAAAGUGUUUGUGGUGUUAGCAUUUCUCUAGCAGAAAAAAAUUCUUUCUUUUAAAAACCGUAUGCCAUUUUUAUAUAAUCCACAUAAUUUCUGUAAUUCUUGAUGUAAUUUCAUUGUCUCAACCAGCUUCAAUAAAAAAUAAGCAGAACCUGUUUUCCAAA
This is a messenger RNA of Nannospalax galili (Upper Galilee mountains blind mole rat), 3026 nucleotides long. It is a transcript of the gene Plscr4, whose product is annotated as phospholipid scramblase 4. Gene Ontology annotation, cellular component: plasma membrane. The transcript is spliced from 10 exons. Gene Ontology annotation, molecular function: phospholipid scramblase activity. The record is from RefSeq and is a predicted model, not a curated record. Gene Ontology annotation, biological process: plasma membrane phospholipid scrambling. The coding region runs from base 284 to 1270 and encodes 328 amino acids. Lineage: Eukaryota; Metazoa; Chordata; Mammalia; Rodentia; Spalacidae.